This is a messenger RNA of Volvox carteri f. nagariensis, 1983 nucleotides long. RefSeq lists its product as uncharacterized. Bases 1 to 1983 code for a protein of 660 amino acids. The record is from RefSeq and is a predicted model, not a curated record. The transcript is spliced from 7 exons. Lineage: Eukaryota; Viridiplantae; Chlorophyta; Chlorophyceae; Chlamydomonadales; Volvocaceae.
AUGGCCUACAGCGGGCCCGCAGUGCCCGUGUCGGCCGCCCUGGUCCCCGCUGGCGUCGCGCACUAUGGUGCCGUGCCACAGUACGACACCCACGGUUAUGGCUAUUCCAUGGGAGCCUGGAGCCAUUCCCCUGGAGCAGAUGACCCUCAGGCGUACGAUGCGUCCUGGUACCAGGGUUUUUACAGGGGCUAUGAAGGGGAGCAUGGGGAGGAUCACGAGGAUCAGACUCUGGAUGAGUACGGCGAUCUGCCCGAAGCGGAAGACGAAGAGGCGGGUAAUGAGGACGACGGGGACGAGGAGGAGUACGACGAAGAGGCUCCUGAGCUGGGCCCGGAAGGCAACUAUGACGCCAAUGUAGCGAGCAGCAUAGGCGCGGGUGACUGCUCAGCGAGAGCCAUGGCCAGCGGCGCAGACGGCGCUUGGGGCGGCAAGGAAAGGGGCGGCAGCGCGGCCGGCUCAGUCCCAUGGCUUGCGGCGGCGGCUGCGGCUGCGGUGACAGGCAAAUCGACAGGAAAUGCAGCGGCGGUGGUGACGACGGCGGUGGGAGCUGCGGCGACUGCGGCGACGAAGACCGAGAGCUCCCAUCGCCUGAACCCCGGUGCGCCCACUUUCCUGAACCCCGGCGCGAAGACGUUCCUGCCACACAGCAAGGUCGCCGGCGCUGCCAGUGCACCCACCGCUGCCGCUGCGGCAAGCAGCAGGAUACCGGUGGUGGCGGCGGCGGCGGCGGCGCAGGUGGCCGCCAAGCCAUCUCCGGUCGGUGAUACCGCCGCCGCCGGCAGUGCCGUCGCAGGGUCGGAUGUACCGGGUGGUGGUGGGGGUGGUGGUGGUGGGGGUGGCAGGCAACUGCAGCCGGACCGCGGCGACACAGCGCCGCCCGAGGACACAGAGGCACAGAGUCCCGGAGCCCUUUGCCCCGGAAGUGGAGAUGGAAGGGCUGCAGUGGCGGGGAGCGCCCUCCGUGUCGAUGUCUCAGCCAAGAAUGGCAACGAGGCAGCAGAAGCAGCCGCAACCUCCGAAACUUCCGAACACGGCCGAAAGCAGCUGCUUCAGCAGGCAGGGGAGGCGUUGACGGCGCCAUUGCCCCACCAGUCGAGGGGUGCUGGAAACCCUGAGUCGUCAUCGAGUCCGAGCACAGCCGUGGUGCUGCAGGGGAUCGCGGCUACGGAGGAGGAGGAGGAGGAGGAGACUCGUGGGCCAGGGGGACGGGCCGAGGCGCCCCCGGCUGCAGCACAUACUGCUACUGCUGCAGAUACUGCUACUGCUAAGGAGGUGAUGACGUCUUCUAGGGGAGCAACGGCGACGGAGGCGGCGCGCGAAGUCGAUCAGCUGGCGGGCGACACUCGAGCGCUGACCAUGUCGGACUUGAAGCCCACCUCCACACCCUUCCGGUGCUUCAUUACCGGACUAUUCAGCCUGUUUCAGGGCCCAAGCGGGGAGUACGGCAUGGACUCGUUGUGGUGGUGCCUGAACACUCGGAGGGCCCCGGGUGCUGCGGCGCGGGAUAGCGGUGACAAGCCUGCUUCAAGCUGCUCGGCUGCGUCGCAGUCAUCCUCAUUGCAAACGUUUUCCCAUGAAGAACGGCAACAAGAACAACAAGAACAGCAGCAUCCUGAUCCGGACGCGCGAAUACUAGGGCCGUACAGCUGCGAGCAGAUGAUUCUGGCGCACAUCGCGCAGGCGCUGCCCCCCAACCUGCCGGUUUGCGGCACGAGAGGCCCCAGCCCGCCGCACUCACUGCCCCCCGUGGACGCGUUUCAGCCCCUGGACUCCCUUCUGGUUGCAGCGGAGGCGGGACAGCCUUAUCAGCUGCUGCAGUUGCCGCCCCGACAGUGGAUUCGCGGUCUACCAAUGCCCCUGCACCUGGUCUUACAGCAAUUUCCGGCAGCGGGCACAGCGGUACAACAACCUUCACAAGAUGAGGCUCAGACCUCGGCUUACACUAGUACACGGGCUAAGUACGAACCCAGAUCGCAGGAGUGA